AACGGCAAUAUAUCAAAGGUGAAAAAUAAUAAUCUAAUAAAGACAUAAUCAAAUACAUUAAUCUUACUAGCAACUGUUAUCAACUCGGCACCUUGAAGCACUAACCUCUCCACCUUAUAAGAUUCACUCUAUUUUUUCGGUAAAGAACAUAAAUAAAGGAGUUAACAAGAAUCAUAUAUAAGCAGGCCUUGGUACAGAAGCAAAAAUAAAUUGUAUGGAACAAGAACCAUUAACAAGCUCAAACACCAGUCCGAAAAAGAUGAUGGUUGACUUUGGAGACAGGCAUUAAUAGAUCUAAUUGCCAUUCUCAUAAAACAUAAAUCAUAUGUUGCUGGUAAAGUGCAAAUAUCACAAACAAUGCUAGAAGUGUCAGUUCCAACCGAUACCCUCUUCUUCUUUUGCCAAUUGCCUGUCUCUUCUCCAUCUAUCUUUUCUAUUUUUCUCCCUAUCAAGGGAUCAAUAGCAGGUACAUGGACUCCACACACAGAAACAGGUAUAUAUGAUUUUCUUUUUAAUUUUUCUUUUGGAAUAAUUCUUCUGGUCAUUAUAUACCUAUCUGAAAGAAUCGAUUCUGAAGACCUUAAGAAGAUACAAUUAGAACAAAGUUCCUGGUGUUAUACUUUGUAUGUUUGUGUUGAGAAGUGACUGUAUUAUGAUUCCUUAACUUUGAUUUCUUUAAAGUUAAAAUCAAACAAAACUUCAUGUAUUAUGGUUUGUGGAGCCCACUUCACAUGAGCGUACCUUGGGAGUUAGGACACACAUUUUUUGCUGCUUUACUCCUACCUGACUUUGCUAUACAUUGCUAAGCAAUGGAAGAUAAUAUAAUAGAAUAGAAGCUUUUCUUGGCUUUAAAGCUAGAGCAGUGACAUGACACGGUCUCUACUUGCACACCACUCUUCUGUCUUUGAUCCAAUCCUAUGUAACAAAAUUUAAGAUGAUCACUUAUAUAAUUUGGUCCAAAACAUCAUAAGAGAUCGUGCCUAGGUAACCAACUCCAUGGAAACACACGUGAGAUUUGGAUUACGUACAAUUUCCUUGGUCCUUUUUCUGACUCUUACUACAAGUUUAAGCUCAACUGCAUUUGAUGUCAGUGAAUAUGAAGAUAGGGAAAGCGUUGAUAUAGCAGAUUCUAUCUUAAGUUAUGGAAAUGAAAUGGAAGACAUGGAAGAAAAUGAAUGGCAGAUGGUGCAAACUAAAGCAAACCAAUUUGUGGUGAACGACCAACCUUUCUAUGUCAAUGGAUUCAACACGUACUGGUUGAUGGUAUUUGCUGCGGAUGAGUCCACCAGAGGAAAGGUCACUGAGGUGUUCAAACAUGCAUCCUCUGUGGGUAUGACAGUUUGUAGGACUUGGGCCUUCAAUGAUGGCCAAUGGCGUGCUCUUCAGAAAUCUCCAUCAGUUUAUGAUGAAGACGUGUUCAAGGCCUUGGAUUUCGUGGUGAGUGAAGCAAAGAAAUACAAAAUAAGGCUCAUAUUAUCACUGGUUAACAACUGGGAGGCUUACGGGGGCAAAGCACAGUAUGUAAAGUGGGGCAAUGCAGCUGGCCUCAACCUGACCUCUGAUGAUGCCUUUUUUUCACAUCCAACUCUCAGAAGCUAUUACAAGGCUCAUGUUAAGACUGUGCUCAAUAGAGUUAAUACAUUCACAAAUAUCACUUACAAGGAAGAUCCAACCAUUUUUGCUUGGGAACUGAUGAAUGAGCCUCGGUGCAACUCAGACUCCACAGGUGAUGUGUUACAGGAUUGGAUAAAAGAAAUGGCAUUCUAUGUGAAAAGCAUUGAUACAAAACAUCUGGUGGAGAUUGGACUGGAAGGAUUUUAUGGCCCCUCGACACCUCAGAGAUAUCAGUUAAACCCAAAUGCAUAUGCUCACCAGGUCGGAACAGAUUUUAUCAGGAACCACCAGGUUCUAGGUGUUGACUUCGCUUCUGUUCACAUAUAUCCAGACUCUUGGAUUUCACAAUCAAUUGCUGAUUCCCACCUCCCAUUUAUAAAGUCUUGGAUGGAAGCGCACAUAGAGGAUGCUGAAAAGUAUCUCGGAAUGCCUGUUGUUUUUAGUGAGUUUGGUGUGUCUGCAAAAGCUCCUGGCUUCAAUUCAUCAUACAGAGACAACCUUAUAAACACUGUGUACAAGACAAUCCUAAACUCUACCAAGAAAGGAGGCAGUGGAGCUGGAAGCCUUGUGUGGCAGCUCUUUCCUGAUGGAACGGAUUACAUGGAUGAUGGGUAUGCAAUUGUUCUCUCAAAAUCACCUUCCACAUCAAGCAUUAUAUCCCUUCAAUCCACAAGGCUAGCCCUCUUCAAUUCCUUGUGCUCUACAAAAUGCCGUUGGGGUUGUAAGAAGCGAAAUGUGUUGGAAACAGUACUCUAUCAUGACGAACUCUAAUACCAUAUGAGGAAAGUUGCAAACUUCUGCUAUGUAUAAAGCAUGUCUGUGGUGCAUCAAGAUAAUAGCUUCAGUAUGAAAAUGAUACCACAGAGAAAAGUGAAGAGAAGAGAUAUAUAUAGUUAUGCAGCAUACCAUUGUACUGAUGCCAAUAGUUAUACUUUGUAUGUUCUGACAGUUGUGUGGCAAUUUGUAAAAUAAGCAAGUAAUUUUGGUGUGAAGAACUAUGUUAUUAUAUCAGU
Molecule: messenger RNA, 2627 nt
Organism: Vigna radiata var. radiata (mung bean)
Lineage: Eukaryota; Viridiplantae; Streptophyta; Magnoliopsida; Fabales; Fabaceae
Product: mannan endo-1,4-beta-mannosidase 6
Exons: 6
Coding region: 997-2385 (462 amino acids)
Molecular function (GO): hydrolase activity, hydrolyzing O-glycosyl compounds
Source: RefSeq, a predicted model, not a curated record